This is a messenger RNA of Paralichthys olivaceus (Japanese flounder), 1732 nucleotides long. It is a transcript of the gene hspb9l, whose product is annotated as heat shock protein, alpha-crystallin-related, b9-like. Gene Ontology annotation, cellular component: cytoplasm; nucleus. Gene Ontology annotation, biological process: response to heat; protein refolding. The record is from RefSeq and is a predicted model, not a curated record. Lineage: Eukaryota; Metazoa; Chordata; Actinopteri; Pleuronectiformes; Paralichthyidae.
GUGUGUGUGUGUGUGUGUGUAUAUAUAACCAGUAUAGAGGCAGGACAUCUGACAGACAAACAGACUGGAGACCGAAGCUGCAGCUCUGAAACCAGGACUUGAGAUCACCAGACCUCAGGAUGUUGUGUCCCAGCGUCUUCCAGCCGUCCCCCGUCACCAUGAGGCCUUUCCUGGACCUGCAUUGGCCGAUCCGCAGCCUGUGGCCCGAGACACGGCCGCUGUUCUACCACAUGGAGCAGGAGAUGAUCCGCCACAUGCAGGAGGUGAAGCAGAGCAUCGAGCACAUGGAGAGGCUGCACCAGAAGAUCUUCGACGAGAUCGACCACACCUCCGGCUCUAAGGGCGUCUUCAUGCCCAUCGCCUUUCAGGACCUGGGGAGGGAUGGCAGCAGCUUCGCCCUCAGCCUUGACACGAAGGAGUUCACCCCAGAGGAGCUGUCGGUCAAACAGGUGGGCAGGAAGCUGAGGGUGAGCGGCAGGACGGAGAAGAAGCAGGAUGACGGGAAGGGCUCCUACUCGUACAAGUGUCAGGAGUUCAGGCAGGAGUUCGACCUGCCAGACGGCGUCAACCCUGAGACCGUCAGCUGUUCCCUGUUGGGAGGCCGGCUGCAGAUCCAGGCGCCCCGUGAGGGAUCGUUUAGCGAUGGGAAGGAGAGGGUCGUCCCCAUCAAUGUCACCUCGGCCCCGGCCAUUACCUCUUUGUCCAGCGAGGGUCCGGAGGGGAGCAGCUCAUCCUCAGAGAUCAGCACCACAGACAAAAACUGAAGCAGCUGUUCACACGUCUGUAGUUUCAGUUUGACUGAGGGAACAUGAAACAGAUUUUGUUUUAAUAAUUAACUUCUCAUAUGACGAUUCAGUGAUAGACACAAAAAUAUUCCUUCAAUAUUCAUUCAUAACUUUAUGACUCAUUAUUAAUGUAUGGUGUUAAACUUACCAGAGAUCAGAGUGAACCAUCUUGUUUGUGAAACAUAUCUCUGACUGAGCGAGGGAACGUGAAGUCGAUUAUUUUGUUGCACUUUGAUCCCAAAAAUUUAACUGUUUAUAAUAAACUUGUGUAAACGGAUGAAAUGUUUGUUUAAUGUGAGAAACAACAGAAUCAGUUUUUACUCAUAAACCAACGACUCACAACUAAACUGUUGUUUAACAGUUUCACUGUCGAGCUAACGCUUGCUUAACUUCGUAGCUAGCUACAGCCGGUCGAAUCCAAUGAACUCGCCUGUGUGAAUAUGAUUUUAAAUUAUUUGUUGAUCACAUUUUUUAUCUCCACCACAAAGAUUUGAUAUAAAAUCUGUUCAACCAAUCCUGAGUCAGUCUCAGCUGUCAAUCAUCACGUCUGAUUCAAACCAAACUGAUCAGGAACUUGAACAAACAUCAGAGAGAAGAGAAAACCACUUCAGUGAGUUUUCAUGACGUGUGCUUGGUCAGCUUCUUUUGGAACUUGCAGUCACACCCCCGGUCGGUUGGGGUGCUGCCGCCCCUCAGAAACCCAACUUCCAGCACUCUUGCUUAGUUUGUGACUUCUGAUUGUUUCGCUCAUGAGAGCUUCGCAUGCUAGCGUCAUUUAUUUUUGUAGCAAAACAGCAGCGUCCAAUCCUGUGGUUGCAUGUUGGUGGUGGGCGGGGUCGCAGUUUAACGUAAAGAACCAGUGUUUGUUCUUUUAUUUUAAUUGUAUAAAAACUGAGAAGAUUUGAAAUUAACUUGUGAAGAUUUGAUGUGAGCGACGAGAAGAAAGA